Molecule: messenger RNA, 660 nt
Organism: Cryptomeria japonica (Japanese cedar)
Lineage: Eukaryota; Viridiplantae; Streptophyta; Pinopsida; Cupressales; Cupressaceae
Exons: 3
Coding region: 1-660 (219 amino acids)
Molecular function (GO): zinc ion binding; nucleic acid binding
Source: RefSeq, a predicted model, not a curated record
AUGAUGAAACUGUUGGAUGAAAUAGAAAAGAAGGAUGAAGAAAACCUUAGAUUGCAGAAACAAAUUGAGGAAAAGGAUAAUGAAAUUAGUGAGAAAGAUGAGGAGAUUGUUAAAUUAAAGAAACAAGUGGAUGAUGUGGUAGAAGAUAAAGUGAAAAGAAGACAACAAAAUAACCCUAGGGGAAGAGAGAGAUAUGCAGUGAAUAUAGGGCAAAUGAGUGGUAGUAUGGAGAAGCAGACUACUGAAGAAGAAUCAAAAUCUAAAUGGAAUAAAGAACCGGAUCAGAAGACACAAAGAAAAGGAAUUGGCAGUAGCAAUAGGGAAUUCCUAGGUAAAUGUUUCAAGUGUGGAGAAACUGGACAUAGAUCUUAUGAGUGCUCUCAGGGAACUAGUAAGAAAGGAAUGACAAGGAAUUUCAUGGCACGUGAGGACAAGGAAACUGAGGAUACAGAUAAGAGUGUGGAGAAGGAGAAGGAAGUGAAGAAUUUGAGUCUUGUGAAGAAUUGUUGUGCUGAGAAGCGAGAUGCAGAGGGUGGCAUGGAUUUGACGAAAGACCUCGUUGAUGGGUCUAAUAGCAAGGUGGUACCAGACGACAAUAAAGUUAGAGUUAUGGUGGUGGAUAAGAUGAAUUCUUGUGGAAGAAAUAAAUCAGAUUUGUAG